Molecule: messenger RNA, 1491 nt
Organism: Hyposmocoma kahamanoa
Lineage: Eukaryota; Metazoa; Arthropoda; Insecta; Lepidoptera; Cosmopterigidae
Product: limbic system-associated membrane protein-like
Exons: 10
Coding region: 1-1491 (496 amino acids)
Biological process (GO): cell-cell adhesion
Molecular function (GO): protein binding
Source: RefSeq, a predicted model, not a curated record
AUGGACAUGCGUGCCUCUUACUAUCAGGCGCAUCACUUGUUUGUUCCAUCACUUGUACAUGGAGUCGUAAAACUUACGGACACUAGUGUUAAAAUAGACCCCAUCGAAUUUGAAGGAGAGGAAAAAUUUUGGAAAGUUGGUGACGUUAUUCGAAUUCAUUGCAGAGGUACAACUAAAAAGCAGAAGGUGGAAUGGUACUAUCCCGAUGGAGAUAUAGUCCAACGUCAGGCGUUAAACAGGAUAUACGUUCAAGAACAUCCUAGACCAUUCCGACUAGUGAAACCAGUCGACCACGUUUUGACUAUUACCAAUGCCAGGACUAUAGAUACUGGCGUUUGGGAAUGUCGGUCGAAAGAAUCUGUGGACAGCUUCGAACUGUGUGUCAUAGAUCCAGCGGAAUUUGAAGAAAAUAAAGAAGAAGAGGUAAUUGACGAAGGUCGAUCAUUAUCGCUGACAUGUCAGGCUAAAGGUGAUCCUGAACCAAUUAUAUCUUGGUACAAAGAUGAUGAGCUUAUUACAGAAGAGACCGAUGGAAAGAAAUACACAAUAGGUACGAAAUUCAACCACCGAGGUUUGGAAGGGUUUCUGACGAUAAAAUCAAUCCGAGCAGAAGAUCAAGGAGUGUACACUUGCUUAGCAGAGCAGAAAAACACUCUCAUAGAGCAUUGCUCUCAUGAAUCAAGCAUUAAUAUUACGCUUAAUGUGAAUCAUGCACCUAGAUUUGAGGAGGGAAACGAUAAAACAAUAUAUAAAUUUGCCGAGCCAGGUGAAAAAAUCGAUUUGAAUUGCGAACCAAGCGCCUACCCUCCGCCUAAGUUCAGAUGGUAUAGAGAACUGGAUUCUAACGGAAAUGGAAUUUUCGUCGAAUUUUCCGAAAAAGACUUUGUUGUGUAUGGAAAUUCUACUGGCUCCAAGCUUCCCUUAAAAGCCAACUCGUCAGUUUUUGAUGAAAAGUUUGUUUGUAAGGCGGAGAAUUUUUACGGAAAAGGUGUAAUUAGUUACGUUAUUAAGAAUAUCGUGGCACCUUCAAGACCGGAUUCAGUUUUCAUAUUGAACUCAACAUCGGACACAAUAGAGUUUAACAUUACAUGGUACGACAGUGACUCCAUGUUUCUGAUUUCAAGGGUUGAAGUGCAAUACUUUGAAAAGAAAGCCAGUUUCACUCCAGUAAGGGAAGUCCAUUGGAGUGGAGCGGAAGAAAUUACAUUUGAUGACUCGGAUGUGGAGAAUAACGAUGGCGUGUUCACUUUAGAAGAUCUAAAAGAGGAAACUGAAUACUGGAUGCGCUUAAGGGUAGGAAACUCUGCCGGUGUAUCAUCCUGGACCUCACCAGUUUUAAUUGCAACGACUGCUUCUCAGGAUGAAUUAGAAGACAUUCUAGCUUUGGUUGAAGAAGGUUCUCUGUACGAGGAUAUAUUCUUUGGAUUUCUUUGGUCGGCAAUGAUAUUAGCUGGUGGAGGUGGCUGUAUACUUGUCCUGAAAAGAUUAUAG